Eleginops maclovinus (Patagonian blennie) is the source of this 1473-nucleotide messenger RNA. RefSeq names its product teleost multiple tissue opsin 3a (gene tmtops3a). NCBI's taxonomy places the organism in Eukaryota, Metazoa, Chordata, Actinopteri, Perciformes, Eleginopidae. The record is from RefSeq and is a predicted model, not a curated record. Gene Ontology annotation, cellular component: plasma membrane; photoreceptor outer segment. Gene Ontology annotation, molecular function: G protein-coupled photoreceptor activity. The transcript has 4 exons. Gene Ontology annotation, biological process: G protein-coupled receptor signaling pathway; phototransduction; cellular response to light stimulus. The coding region runs from base 1 to 1128 and encodes 375 amino acids.
AUGGUCGUCGACUUAGGAGGUUGCAACUUCAGCACCACAGACAGCUCUGUGUGCAGCUCCAGUCUCGGCGGGCUGAGCCGGACCGGCCACACGGUGGUGGCAGUAUGCCUCGGCUUCAUUUUGGUGUCGGGUAUCCUCAACAAUGGUCUCGCGCUUCUUGUCUUUGCAAAGUUUCGCUCCCUUUGGACGCCAAUCAAUUUGAUCAUGUUAAACAUCAGUCUAAGCGAUAUCCUCGUGUGCGUUUUCGGAACACCCUUCAGUUUCGCUGCGAGUGUGCACGGGAGAUGGCUCAUUGGAGAGUCCGGAUGCAAGUGGUACGGGUUCGCAAAUUCCCUGUUUGGAAUUGUGUCCCUGGUGUCCCUGUCUGUUCUCUCCUAUGAGCGCCACACCGCUGUGCUGCUUUCCUCCCAAGUUGACAUCUCAGACUUCAGGAAGUCCUGGCUCUGUGUGGGAGGCUCCUGGCUCUACUCUCUCCUCUGGACCCUGCCACCCUUUCUGGGUUGGAGCAGCUACGGGCCCGAGGGACCCGGUACCACAUGCUCUGUCCAGUGGCACCUCCGUUCACCCACCAGCAUCUCAUACGUGUUAUGUCUCUUUAUCUUCUGCCUGAUGCUGCCCCUUCUGGUGAUGAUCUACUCUUAUGGCAGAAUCCUGGUGUCAAUCAGGAGGGUGGGUAAGAUCAACCUGCUGGCAGCUCAUCGCAGAGAGCAGCACAUUUUGGUGAUGGUGUUAUCCAUGGUGUCCUGCUACAUGCUGUGCUGGAUGCCCUAUGGCAUCAUGGCCCUGGUUGCCACCUUUGGAAGGUCGGGACUGGUCACUCCUGUGGUCAGUGUGGUGCCCUCCGUCCUGGCCAAGUUCAGCACUGUCAUCAACCCCAUCAUCUACGUGUUCUUCAACAAACAGUUUCAUAGAUGCUUUGUGGCCUUCAUGAAGUGCAGCGGAGAACCCAUGUCUCUUCACGGAGAGGAGAACCCAACUGCGAGGACACCAUUAUCUGGUUUCUUCCCAGUCAACAGAGAAGCCUCCCUCAGCUCCUCCCAGCGCCAGAUCAUCAGCGGCUCUGGAAACGCUCCACUCUGCAGCCAGCACAAUGACCGACACACUCUGGUUGUUCACUAUACUCCAUAGAAGCGUAACAUCUUUUUCAUCUCAUAUACUGUGAAAAUGUAAAGAAAUGUUGGUUUCUUUUUCUGAAUUACUGUCCUGAAACCAUAGCAUCCAUAGCAUCCAUUGAUUUCACAUAGGAAUAUGAAAGUGACCGCCAACUCUUUAACAUUUAAAUGUAAUGUCAGUUUCAUGCAGCUGAGCUUUUGCUUUGUUUUAGGUGUAUUUGGAUCAUGUGCUGACCUUCAUGCAAUUGUCAAUGUGCACGUUUUGAAUGAUUGCUAGGAUAAUGAUUGCUGCAAGUUUGACCUGAACCUACCAUGGAUGAUAUCCCUGAGAACAUUCAGAAUAAAAAUAAAGACAAAUAAA